AUGGUCCACACGGUUCGGUGGCUGUCACGAGGUGAUGCGGUGCGCAGGCUGUGCAAGGUCCUCGGCGCUUGUAUCGUGCUGCUCUGGGAGCACAACCACAAGGCCUACGGGAUUGUGACGUGCUACAAGUUCCAGUUCUGUUUAUUCUUGGCCGACAUUCUGGCCGACAUGAACGACCUCAACCGCUGCUUCCAGAGACGUGAGCUGGAUGUGACUGAGAUUGCGAAGACUAUUGAGUCCACCACGGGUGAUCUGACGGAGCGCUACUUGACGACAACCAAACCGUUCGGGGGCGAGGGGAAGAGCUGGCUGGUAAACUUCCUCAAGGUCCACAAGGAGGGUGGAGGCAAGCAGGUCCGGGUUCGAGGCGUGGGCGGAGAGGGACGCCCACUCAACCACCUCUACACCAUGCAUGAGAGGAAGCUGAAGGGCCACAAGCAGGGAAGUACCUACGGAGACUGCGUGAAGCUGUGCCGCCAAUUCGCCCGCGACUGCGUGGACAACCUCAGCGACCGGCUAGAUAACCUCGGGAAGCUGGGCCCGACGAAGUUGUUCCGGGCGGGGAAGUGGUCGAAGAUCAAGGCCCAGCAAGAGAAGAAGUGCAAGGAGUGGCUGCACGGAUGCAGCAGGCUCUUCCGCCACAAGCUGCCGGGAUUCGACCUCAAAGCAGCAGAGAGGGAGCUCUCGACAUUCUGCGCGAUCAUGGAGACACACCAUGAGAUGGAGAGCUUCUCCCAGGGCCUGUCCAUGCGGAGGAGGCGCCCUGUGAAGAGCCUGAAGCUGGCCAUGGCAGAGAGGGAGAGGAAGGGGAAGCAGAAGGAGGAUGAAGAUGUGGCUACUGGAACUGCCAGGGAGAACGAGGACGAGGGGAAGGAGGAGGAGGACGAUGAAGUGUAA
Messenger RNA from Closterium sp. Naga37s-1, 897 nucleotides. The record is from the annotation of a GenBank genome assembly. NCBI's taxonomy places the organism in Eukaryota, Viridiplantae, Streptophyta, Zygnematophyceae, Desmidiales, Closteriaceae.